Phacochoerus africanus (Common warthog) is the source of this 1022-nucleotide messenger RNA. It is a transcript of the gene ROPN1, whose product is annotated as rhophilin associated tail protein 1. The transcript has 6 exons. The record is from RefSeq and is a predicted model, not a curated record. NCBI's taxonomy places the organism in Eukaryota, Metazoa, Chordata, Mammalia, Artiodactyla, Suidae. Bases 249 to 887 code for a protein of 212 amino acids.
AGGCAGCGCAGUGGGCGUCACCGUUGCCAAGCGAAGGCUUAGCGCUAACAAAGCGGGUCGCGCCUCACCUCUCCAGAGCCUAGAGGCCGAGGCCGGUGCCGCCCUUCCCCGCCCAGAUUCCGCUGCUUUCCGCCCGCCCAAGUGCGGGGCGCUUGAUCUCUGCCCACACCUCCCGCCUGAGGGCAGGCGCGGGGUGUCGCCCGGUGCCGGAUAGCCCGUUUGGGAAAGAAUCUCAGGUCAACCAAUCAAUGCCUCAGACCGACAAGCAAAUAUGCAUCCCUCCCGAGCUGCCGGAAUUGCUGAAGCAAUUCACCAAAGCCGCCAUUCGGACCCAGCCGCAGGAUCUCAUCCAGUGGGCUGCAGAUUAUUUUGGGGCUAUGGCUCGCGGAGAUAUUCCUCCAGUGAGGGAGCGGUCUGAUCGAGUGGCUUUGUCUAACUGGGCGGAGCUUACACCGGAGCUGUUAAAGAUCCUGCAUUCUAGGGUUGCUGGCAGACUGAUCAUCCACGCAGAUGAGCUGGCCCAGAUGUGGAAGGUGCUGAGUCUCCCGAUGGAUCUGUUUAAUAGUGUGAUGAAUGUGGGCCGCUUCACAGAGGAGAUUGAGUGGCUGAAGUUUCUAGCCCUUGCUUGCAGCUCUCUUGGAGUUACCAUUGCCAAAACUCUCAAGAUAGUGUGUGAAGUGUUAUCCUCUGACCACGACGGUGGACCUCCCCGGAUCCCUUUCAGCACCUUCCAGUUUCUCUACACGUAUAUCGCUGAGGUGGACGGGGAGAUCUCCGCAUCACACGUCAGUCGAAUGCUCAAUUACAUUGAACAGGAAGUAAUCGGUCCUGAUGGUUUAAUCAAGGUGAAUGACUUUACCCAAAACCCGAGGGUUCGGCUGGAGUAAAAGCACAAUUAUGGCAAUUUUAAAGAAGAUACAGAGAUGAUUGUGCUGCAGAAUGACUGGACCCCAUACGCCAUCCAAUGUCAGUUUUCUUGUGCAUCUGGUACACACUAAUAAACAAUUAGGCAAAAUAUGAAA